CCCAUUUUACAUCCGACUUCCUAGUACGUCAACAACUUCAUAUAUACUAUUUUGUGUAGAUAUUAAACGAUGAUCAUAACUACUAGGUUACAGACACCGCUGCUGAAGCAUGUGGUUUGUAUAAUAGCUAUGGGUGAAGUCAAAAACGUAGGUUCAGGCUUUACCACUGAGUUACGAGGUACGAAGUGUGUCAAGUGGCAGACUUGGAACUUUCUUCUCAAAGUGCACCACAUAUAUAGGUCAUUAUAUACUUAUCUACGUGUUAAAGAUACAAAUGUCCUUAUGGUUGUACUCUAUAUACUGAAAGUGUAGUGUUUUGUGUGUAUCGUUCAGCGAACAGCUUAAUUGGUUUUUUAAAAACCUGUUUCCCUACCUCGUCUCCUGAUCUAUACAACGGUUUGAAGUUUGAAAUAUCACUGGUCUAAAUUACGGUUGUUUCAAGCCGCCGGGUAGCACAGAAUUAAUCUUACCGAACAGUUGCAUUUAUACUCCAUCUCCUAAAUCUUUAGUUUGGUGUCAUUUUGUAUUUUUGAUCCUUAAUUUUCGUUCGUGACUUGUGAAUUGUAUUCCUCAUGCUUAGAUUUAUUGCACUUUAUAUCUUUCCUUUUACUCGCUACAUCUCGGUGAUUUUCCGUCUGCGACGUUAACACUGGCAAACUGAAACAGUAAAUCAUUUGACGCUUUACAAACUCCAUCGAUCUAGAUGACUCAGAUUUGUGUUAUAUGUAUUAAUUGAAUGAAACACGAGGUAGGACAUAUAUUAGGCACUGUUUCAAAAAAUUAGUCUCACUGAUAUAAAGCAGAAACUAGAAAGUGAUUAUCUUAGAGUUAUGAAGGUUCUUGGUCUAUAUAAAGUGAGAAAAAUGGUGAUGCGUUAGAUUUUUAAGAUACAAAACGAGUUAAGAAACGAAGCCACGCCACACCACUUAUGCAUUUUGAGUUAUGAUACCUAUGAUGGCUUUAAUCAUUAAGUCCGCAUUGUUAAAAUGGCUUAAACUUACAGUCAGUAACUGCAUGAAUCAGUGUAGUUAUGAGGUCUCUUCACAGCAUUUUCCAGAUUCAGCAAUGCUCUAGGCAGCAAUCCAUAUUCCUGCAGGGUAUGGAUCAUGAUAUUAAUUACGUCCUUCAAUCACUACAACCACCAAAAAGCUACAAUUUUUACUGACACCUUUCAUGUACGACUCUACAUCCCGUCAAGUCAAAUUCGUUAUAGACUUCCAAUCCUCGGAUAAUUUAAGCGUGAAAUGUUCUUGCAAUAGUUUACUAGUUCAGUCGGUAUUUCUUCCACUAUAUCAUUAGCAUAAAAAUGUUUCUUCACUAACCAUGUUUCAGAACGAAGAUACUGUAUAAGGUACGAAAUUAUAUAUUCUGCAAAAUGACAUUGUAAAAACAUAUGUUUUAUCUGUUUGCAUCACAUCCGAAAUCUUUUCAUCUAGAUUGUUGUGAACUAUAGUGUAAAAUAACAACAACCUGAAUAACUAACUGUUAAUUAGUGUAUAACUAUGUAUGCUUUAGUUAAAUUUGGUCCAGUCCAGUAAACAAGUAUGCGUUAGCGCAUAAGAAAUGUUUACAAGCGCAUUGACUUACUUUUAGGUCUAAGAUGGUACUCUGAUGCUGAAUUUAUUGUGUUUAUAAUACAGUAAUAUAAAUCAUGUUUUGUUUUUGAAAAUCUUCAGCCUGUCUUUUGUUCGGACAAUGAGUUAGUAGUACCCUCGUUUUCUAUGUGUUUAGCUCAAAAUACAAACUAAAAAUGGGAAAUUUUUGUGCUUGUUGUGCUUGGAAGUCUCAUGACAAACCGAUGGGUGAGACAAAUGCCAUCAAUUAUGGAUCUGCUGUUUCUAAUCAUGUUGGUCAUAUAGGAAAAUCACAACCAGGUUGCCACUCGGAAUGUGCGAAGGAUGGUUUAUCUGGUUACCACCCUUUAUCAAAUGAUCCUCCACAUUUAAAUAAUUCUCAUCCUUAUCAUCGUCCAGAUAAUCGCAUUUCCAGAGCGGGGCACAACGGUCCGGCUCCUCCAGGAGAUAUACAAGGGGUGAGAGACUUUUCUUAUCGAACAAAAGGGGACUUUGGUAUGAGCGCCGAACCUUCAGACUUCAUGCUUUCCUCAGUUUACACUCAAUCAAGUACUUCAAACUUGCAGCAUAUCUCAGAGAGAGAACCAGAUGAUACCGAAGCUGAUCCAUCUUUAAAUCCAACUAAAAGAACAUUAUUUAUGCAACGUUCAAGUAAAGACAUUGAAAAAAAACUUCGUGAAAUUCGAACUAAAUACGAUCGUAGUGUUCCACGAACUCGUCAAAAUACCAUUCCUUUACUUUAUCGUUCCAGUUCUACAUCAACUAUAUGGCUGCAUGAUUCAACUGUAACUAGACCAGAUCCUAAAUCCACUGUUCGCGCAUUAGCUCAAGCAAUUUAUUUACAGAUUAAGCAUAGAAAUCAUAAAAUUGCUUGUGAUCCUAUGAUUGAAAUAUUCGAUGAGUCGUUACAUCCUAUACAGAAUGAGCCAGUUCCUUUUGAUUAUGCUACACGUGAUCCAGAUUUGAAAACAGUAUAUCGGUUCAUUCGUAAUUUAUUCCAAAUGGCCCAGCUUUCUCCAGAAUGUGCAAUUGUUACUAUGGUUUACUUGGAACGUCUUUUGACUAGUGCUGAGACAGAAUUGACACCAAGUUCUUGGAAAAGAAUAGUUUUAUGCGCUAUAGUACUGGCUAGUAAAGUUUGGGAUGAUCAAGCUGUUUGGAAUGUAGAUUACUGUCAAAUUUUAAAAGAUAUGCAAGUUGAUGAUGUAAAUGAAUUGGAAAGACGAUUUUUAGAAAUAAUUCAAUUCAAUAUUAAUGUACCUAGUUCAGUUUAUGCGAAAUAUUAUUUUGAUAUCAGAUCACUAUGUGGACCUAGUUAUCAGCCAACUUUAUUAUCUACUGAUCGUGCCUAUAAACUUGAAGCAUUCUCACGAGUAAUGGACGAUCAAUUUCAUGAUAUUGUUCAAAAGUAUCUUACCAAGAAAAAAUGGGGCAGUUUGGAUAACUUAACAUCUUCACCUUCAUUUCGACGUGCCAUUAUAUCUUGAAAUAGCUGUACCAACCGAUUAAUGUUUUUCUUUACAUUCUGCAAUAACGUGACAAUUUAAUUAUUGACUGGUUUUAGUUACCAUUUUCGGCAAGUACUUUCGAGCCUCCUAAUAUCCGUCCUACAUUACUAUUCUAUCGUUUUAUUCUAUUAAGAAUAUCAUUAUUGACUAACUUUUUUUAAGUACGUGUACACCAGACUCUCCAGUGUCUCAUAUACACACAUUUUGUAAUCUCAUUGAUCUCAAUUUACUUCUUCAACUGACAGACAAAAGAAUUGCAUUUGUGUAUAGUAAUUCACACGUACAAAUCAUUUGUUGAAUUACAAAGAAUUUCUGCUUCAUAAGAAACAUUAUUACUAAUUAUUAAAUUUCAGUAUAUACAUAUAUAGUAUGCAUGCUUUUUAUAACAAUGUAAUAUUUGCCUAUUUGUAUUCCCUUUAUUGUUCUUACUUAUUACUAUUGCUCAAAGUUUUUUCUCUCUAUGUAAAUUUUGGUGGUCUUUCAACACAAAUUUUAAGUUUAACUAUAUACGUGUGCAUACUGUCAUUUUGAAUUAUUGUGGCUUUUGUUUGUUUAUAUUUUUUAAAAUUUCUGGUGAAUUUUAUUUGUUGCAUGCAUUUUCCUCAGUUGAUUUCUUAUUCUUCUGUCUGUUUUAAUGAAAAGAUAAUGGGUAAACUAUAUAUAUAUAUAUAUAUAUAU
Messenger RNA from Schistosoma rodhaini, 3760 nucleotides. NCBI's taxonomy places the organism in Eukaryota, Metazoa, Platyhelminthes, Trematoda, Strigeidida, Schistosomatidae. The record is from the annotation of a GenBank genome assembly.